CCUGACGCGCCGCGAGUUUCCGGGAUUCUUCCGCGCCGCCGCCGCGCGCGGGUCAUGGAGAGGAAGUGAAGGCGCGAGCGCGCAGUGCAGGUGGAGCGCCACGCGCUUAUUGUCUUGUGUGCACAGGAAGGCUGAAUCCCGCUGUUUACCGCCGCACGCUUUCUUUUUGCCAUGUCUGGAGUGAUCCGAGGCCCAGCUGGUAGCAACGACUGCCGGAUUUAUGUAGGAAACCUUCCUCCUGAUAUCCGCACUAAAGACGUCGAGGACGUGUUCUACAAGUACGGAGCGAUCCGAGAUAUCGAUCUGAAAAACCGACGAGGUGGCCCUCCGUUUGCCUUUGUCGAGUUUGAAGACCCCAGGGACGCCGAGGACGCGGUGUAUGCUCGGGACGGCUAUGACUACGACGGCUACCGGCUCCGGGUGGAGUUUCCCAGAAGUGGACGCGGUAUGGGGAGAGGAGGCUUCGGUGGAGCUCCCAGAGGCAGAUACGGACCUCCAUCCAGGCGAUCUGAAUACAGAGUCAUUGUUUCAGGGUUACCACCCAGCGGCAGUUGGCAAGAUCUGAAGGAUCACAUGCGUGAAGCAGGUGAUGUAUGUUAUGCUGACGUUUUCCGAGAUGGGACCGGUGUGGUGGAGUUUGUGCGCAAAGAAGACAUGACCUACGCUGUUCGAAAACUGGAUAACACUAAAUUCCGGUCACAUGAGGGGGAAACCGCAUAUAUCCGUGUGAAAGUGGAUGGUCCACGCAGUCCAAGUUACGGAAGAUCAAGGUCCCGGAGCCGCAGUCGCAGCAGAAGUCGCAGUCGCAGCAACGAGCGUAGCCGCAGCUACUCGCCGCGCCGUGGCCGAAGCUCCCCACAGUACUCCCCCCGGCACAGCCGCUCUCGCUCUCGUUCCUAAGCCGUCCACUCGCCACCGCUGUGGUGUUUUGGGUUUGAGAUUCCCUUCCCCUGUUUUUUGGUGAAGCUGUUGAGUCAGUCUGUUGGUUUUUACCCCCCUCCCUCCUCCUUUUUUAAAUAUUAGUUUUAGUUUUUUUUCCCCUCCGUGUCUUCGUUAUGACCUUUGUUUUCUGAUUGCCCCUGCCCCCGUCCUCCACCCCUCUUCUUAACCAUCAACACCCAUCUAAUUUUUAACAAUGCUUUUUAAAGGACUAAGUUGACUCCCUCACAUUCUCGCCUUUCUUUUGUCCUCUUUCGAAUACAAGAUGGAACUCUCAUUGACCAAACAAAGAGUUGUUCAAUGCCUCUGAAUAUUUUUGUAAAUGCCAUCUACUGUCUUUCAUGAGAGUGAGCUCACAUGUAUUUUACCCUUUUGUCUUCCUGUAGUCGCUUGACAAGAAGAAUGAACUGAUACUUUGUAAUAAAGAAUUGCCGAAUCA
Molecule: messenger RNA, 1378 nt
Organism: Pangasianodon hypophthalmus (striped catfish)
Lineage: Eukaryota; Metazoa; Chordata; Actinopteri; Siluriformes; Pangasiidae
Gene: srsf1a
Product: serine and arginine rich splicing factor 1a
Exons: 5
Coding region: 172-900 (242 amino acids)
Cellular component (GO): cytoplasm; nucleus; ribonucleoprotein complex
Molecular function (GO): mRNA binding
Source: RefSeq, a predicted model, not a curated record